Messenger RNA from Neltuma alba, 546 nucleotides. RefSeq lists its product as uncharacterized. NCBI's taxonomy places the organism in Eukaryota, Viridiplantae, Streptophyta, Magnoliopsida, Fabales, Fabaceae. The transcript is spliced from 2 exons. Bases 1 to 546 code for a protein of 181 amino acids. The record is from RefSeq and is a predicted model, not a curated record. Gene Ontology annotation, molecular function: nucleic acid binding.
AUGGUGCAGCUAAGGGUAUCCAAUAGGGAAAUUCAAGGCAUUUUACAGAAAAUUGUUAAGCCAAAUAGGAAGGAUUGGAGUCUUAGAUUAGAUAAAGAUUUAUGGGCUUAUAGGACAGCUUAUAAAACUCCAAUUGGCAUGUCCCCAUUUAGGAUAAUCUAUGAAAAAGCUUGCCAUUUACCUAUUGAAAUUGAAUAUAAGGCUUAUUGGGCAGUAAAAACUUGUAAUUUAGACUUACGAGUUACAGCUGAAGAGAGAAAACUACAAAUUCAGGAACUAGAAGAGCUGCGUUUAGAAGCUUAUGAGAGUUCUCGUUUGUAUAAAGAAAGAACUAGAAUUUUACAAGACAAGGGGAUUUUGAGAAAGGUUUUUCAGGAAGGGGAUAAGGUACUUCUCUACAAGGCAAGAUUUACUUUCAAACAAGGGAAACUCUAUACGAGAUGGGAUGGACCAUUUGUGGUGCUCAAAGCUCAUAAUUUUGGAAUGAUAGAGAUCCUGGAUAAGCAGACUAGACAUGUUCACAAGAAUUUAAGUGUGGGGGAAUAA